AUACUGCCGGUGGUUGGCUGUCGAGCAGCGGCAGUCGCCUUGCAUUACUUCUUGUUAGCAGCGUUUUUGUGGAUGGCUGUGGAAGGGUUUAAUAUGUAUCUCGCUUUUGUUAAAGUGUUUUCUUAUUCGUCUCAAUUCAAGUUCAUGCUGAAGAGCUGUUUAUUUGCCUGGGGAACUCCUGGUAUAAUAGUAGCAAUUACAAUGGUGGUUGCCAUGGAUGAAUAUGGCGACAAUAAUUAUUGUCGACUACAAGGCUUGCCAUUCAUUGUGGCAUUUCUCACUCCAGCUGUUGUGAUCUUCACUGGUAAUAUCGUUGCCUUUUGCUUCAUAAUUCGGUCAUUGCUCACUUCCGGUACGAGAGUUACCUCUGACCGCAAAACAUCGGGUUUUCAGCAAGCUAAACAAGGAAUUGCGAUUAUGGUUCUUCUUGGCUUGACCUGGCUUUUUGGCAUCCUUGCGAUUGACGAUGGUAAAGUCGUAUUUCACUAUUUGUUUGCCAUUUUCAACUCACUUCAAGGACUGUUUGUGUUUAUCUUCUUCGUUAUUUUACCCACUGGUACAAGACAACAACUUCGAAAGUUUGCUCGGAAAAAGACACAAGUCCAACGUCGCGAUCUUCAACUAAAGCAGAUGAAAGAGGAGCGUUCUCUCAUACCUCAUACACGUAACACUGUUGCAAACGUGUAACCAUUUUCCUGGAAAACGUCAUAAAAAAACGUCAACCUCGUACCUAGGCCUUAUCGUAGGGGGAAGGAAAAGCCCUGGAAUUCACCGA
This is a messenger RNA of Dendronephthya gigantea, 775 nucleotides long. RefSeq names its product adhesion G-protein coupled receptor G2-like. The transcript is spliced from 3 exons. Gene Ontology annotation, biological process: cell surface receptor signaling pathway; adenylate cyclase-activating G protein-coupled receptor signaling pathway. The record is from RefSeq and is a predicted model, not a curated record. Gene Ontology annotation, molecular function: G protein-coupled receptor activity. Lineage: Eukaryota; Metazoa; Cnidaria; Anthozoa; Malacalcyonacea; Nephtheidae. Gene Ontology annotation, cellular component: membrane. The annotation marks the transcript as partial.